UCUUGUUGGGGACCUUGUAUUUUAACUCAUGGGACUUGACACUAACUCCAAGUAGUUAGUGUCAGAGUUGAAUUGAAUCAUAGGACACUCCGCUGGUGUCAGAGAAUUAGUGUCAGACACAGUAAGUGUAGCACUUACUUGAGUUCUGCGAGCUGUUCUAGUGAAUUGUCAAGCCUGAAGGAGCAGUGGAACACCAAAACCUGUAGAUGGCUGGAGUAAGGAAGGCCUGGGGACCCCUUAACUUGAGACUGAUCUCAGAAGUGAGUGCAGUCUCAUGGAGGACAAUGCCCUUCAUGGGGAAACGUGGCCGAAUGCCAGGCGGUUGGUGACAGCACUCUAUUAUGAAACAUUAUCCACAGUAGAAAGGGAAGAAGUACUGAGACUUUCUACAACAUAGAUGAACACUGAAAAUAUAAUGCUAAAUGGAAAAAAACAGACACAAAAGACCACACAGUAUAUAAUUCUAUUUCUAUGAAAUGUCCAGAAUUGGCUAAUCUGUAAAGGCAGAAAAUAGAUAAGUGGUUACUUAGGGUUGAGGGGUGCAGUGGGUUUGGGUUAGGGAGGUAAUAGCUAAAGGGAACCACAUUUCCUUAUGAAGUGAUGGAAAUGUUCUAAAAUUAACUGUGGUAUACUGAACUAGUUAUGGAUAAAAUACCAGGAUGUCUGAGAUUUGCUUCCAAAUAAUCUGCUGGGGAUGGGAGGAGAACAAAAGAAGUAAGACUGGCCAGAAUUUUGUAAUUUCUGAAGCUGGGUACCUGGGGGUUCAUUAUACUAUUCUCUCCAGUGUUAGAAAGUUUUCAUAAAAGGAAAAAAGGAAAAAAAUAAAAGAAUCUUAGGCAGUGUUCUCUCACAAGAGAAGGGAAUGUCACUUCCCUUAGUAGUUUACAAGGUCCAGAUGAGAUUCAUGAAUUAUUGAGGGAAAGCUGAGAGGCAUAGAGGCCGUGGACUGUGGAGAGGUGGUGAGCGCACGGGCUGGUUUGGCCCAGGCAACUCAGUCUCCUUGAGGGGCCCUCAUGGUCUCUCCCAACCUACAUGCCAUGCUGACUGUGGUGGUAGAAGUGGAGUCGGAGAGGCGAUCAGGCCCUGAGGACAGCAGUAGCCCCACACUCCUGGUGGGGCCCACAAACCUCCGUUUGCUUCAGCCUGGAACUCUAGAGACUCAGGAACAAAGCUUCACCUUUGACAGAGUCCUGGGCCCUGAUGCUGCUCAGGAGGCAGAGCAGGAGCUGCUGGCAUGUGUCCAGUCCACAUUGGGCUCUGUGGGCCGAGGGUACAGUGUGGCCCUGUUGCUCCGGGGGAGGGAAAUAGAGGCACCCCGACUUGUGCCUCAGCUGCUGCAGAUACUGUUUGAGGAAGCUCUGCCCCUCAGCUGCUCUGAUCCUGUGCUUAGCACUCUUAGCCUGGUGCAGUUCAGCCCCAGUGGAAGGACCCAGGACCUGCUCUCUUCAGGGAUGGAGAACCUGUCGGUGCUGGACGUGGCCCCUCUGGGCUUGGUGGUAGAAGAUGCCACUGAAGUGGAGGUGUCUGACUCAAAAGCUGCCUCAGAGCUGUACUUGCAGGCCACCGCGGGUGAAGGCAGGACCUGCUGUCUGCUCACUCUCAUCGUGUCUUGCCCAGGGCCUGACCCUCCUGAGGGGCCCGGGACCCAAGGUGUGUGGCGAGGGGCUCUACGGAUCCUGCAGCUCCCAGGAGCCCCAGACUGCCCCCUGCUGCGGGUGUUGGCUGGUGAAGUUGUUGGUGAGGAGGCGGAGGGCUCUUUACCAUGGAUUGUCUCACAGCUUUUGGAAGGAAACAACUACAGUGGCCUGCUUCUUCGCCUGGACCCCCAAGGUAGCUCCCUCAGUUUGCUCCAGGCUGCUCUGUUGGGGGCAAGAAGGAGGAUGCAGGUGAAACAGGUGAGGCCCACCCUGUGGGAUGCAGUAGAAGAGGCUCGGGCCCGCCGGGCUGGCAUGAGGCCCCUGCGUUUAGGCCUCCUUGAGGACACCCUGACAUACAGUGGGCUAAGCCAGCUGAGAAGGGCACUGCGGGAGUUAGAGGUGGUAAAAGCGUGGAGCCAGCACCCAAGAAGAAACAUGCUCCAAGGAGCCAGAACUGAGGCGAUGAGGCUUCCAGAACCACAGCAGGUGAUAGAGUCACCAGUAAGCCAGAGCCCAUGCCUCGAGGGAGAGCCCCAAGUGGCAGGAAGAACGGCAACUCUAAGGUGUGGGCUCCACCAAAAGAAUCCUCUCAGGCACCCUAAGGAACAGCAGGUACCAGAUGUGGCCCUGCAGUUCUUCUUGGCCCAGGCCUGGAGGCAGAGACUGAGGGAGCAGCACCAAAUUUGGAUUCGAGAGAAGCUGGAGCAUUUGGAACAGAAGGAGGAGGUGGCAGAUGACCAGAUCAAAGACCUGGUGACUGAAGAGGAGGCCUGCAAGGAGAGGCAGAGAUGGCAGCAGGAACAGAUGGUGCUGAGAUUCCAGCUGGAGGCCCUUCAGGAAGAGCGGGACACGGCAGAGCAGGACCUGGCAGCCCUCUAUGACCUGCAUGUGCAGGCCACUCGAGCUCAGACACACCAUGUGCUGCGGGUAUUCCGAGCCUGGCAGGGCCAGUGGGAGGAACGGGCCAUGACCACAGAGCAUCGUCACUGCAGCCUGCUGGCGGGCAUCCUGGAAGAAGCCAUCAACCUGGCCACACAGAAUCAGGAGCUCCAAGCUCAGAACCAGCAACUUCGGCAGGGUGCAGACUAGGCUGGGGGCAGUCAUGCUGGCCGUCCUGGGGAGAAACCUGAUCAGGAACCCUUUAGAGGAAGUUUCCUGUCUCCUCAUUCUGGAGGGUCCUAGAAGGGAGAGAAAGGCCAUCCCAAACUGAAUAUGAGUGACUGGAUGUGAGUGAGAAUGACAAAAAAGACUGUCGGCAAGUGCGUAAGUAUAUGGACUGAGUGAUUUUGAUCUCAUGUAAGUAUGAAAUUCAGAGUGUAUGCAAGGGAGUGUUUGAACGAGGGUGGUGUGUGUCCGUGUAAUUGGAAACAUCGUGUCACUGGGAAGAAAAUUUCGGGAAGUAGGGAAUAGGGUAAAGUGAGGAGUGUUUAAGGGUGAAUGUUUUUGAGUCUGUGCUAGUAAGUGGGGUUCGUGAUGGUUCCCAGGAGGGUACAUCUGGGGGAUCCACGGCUCCUCCCACCUCGCCGAAUGCUCUCCCCACACCACUCCACACUGUUGAGGCAGCUGACAGCAGCCUCAGAAGAAACAAGGGACAUCCUCACUCCUGAGCCGCUCCAGAGUCGCUUCUCCCCGGAACUAAAAAGGUCAAGGAGAAGACCACGCCCGGCUGCAGAUCACCCCCACGGCC
Messenger RNA from Cercocebus atys (sooty mangabey), 3324 nucleotides. RefSeq lists its product as uncharacterized. The record is from RefSeq and is a predicted model, not a curated record. Lineage: Eukaryota; Metazoa; Chordata; Mammalia; Primates; Cercopithecidae.